AGACAACGUCAUAUAUACCCCCUUACGUAAUAUUCAACCUUGCAGUUAUAGUAGAGUUUUUUCUUUAUUCCUACUGUCGCUUAAAUAUACCAUUUAUUUUCACGUUUACAUACAUUUUUACUAUCCUUUAUUAUAAUAAAUAUUAUACACUAUACAUAUGUCUUCCGAAAAUAUUUUUCCUUCGGAAAAAAUUUUAUCGAAAACUCCCCUACAGGUGUCCCUGAAAAAAUUUCACGUGAUCAAACCAAAUCGAUCAGGUUUUAACAAGAUAUAUGAAAUACGCCGAUCUAGGAGUUUCUUUUUUGAGCUCGCUGAUCGUUCCCCGAACACCAAUAAUAUUCAUUUAAAAAUAUACACAAAUGAUUAUCAGAUGAACACUAAACCUAUUAGUUAUAGUAACACGAGUUCAUUCCCGAAUGACAAAUACCAAAUUAGUUGCAUGCUCACACAUUUUUUUUCUUUACAAAGAGUUAUACCCCGUCGUGUACAACAAAAAUAUUUCAAUUUAAUUCGCAAUAAAUUAUUGGAUAGAAGAAAAAUUAUUGAAUCACUUACAAAAGAUAUCGUUUUUAUUUUGGAAUUUAUAUCCCUUGUUCAUUCAAAAACAAUUCUGAUAACCCCUAUACACCUCCCUUAUGUCGAAUCCCUAGUCCUUUUAUUAUGUCACAUGAUCGAUGUGCUUGCAUCAAUCAUCAACAAAAUUUAGCUAAACACCAUUUUUACAAGAAUAUCAAACCAAAAAAUAAUAUACUUAAAAAACAAACAAAUGAAGAUUUUAUUAACAAUAAAUCUUCUCAUGCUAACCUUUUAUAUCACAGAUGGCUUUCUAGUCAGCCUAAACAUCAUUACUCCAAAAGAACGGGCGUUUCUUACAUCAGCUCAAUCCACG
Messenger RNA from Rhizophagus irregularis DAOM 181602=DAOM 197198, 889 nucleotides. The record is from RefSeq and is a predicted model, not a curated record. NCBI's taxonomy places the organism in Eukaryota, Fungi, Glomeromycota, Glomeromycetes, Glomerales, Glomeraceae.